This is a messenger RNA of Aaosphaeria arxii CBS 175.79, 1783 nucleotides long. Its product is annotated as t-SNARE. Gene Ontology annotation, molecular function: SNARE binding; SNAP receptor activity. NCBI's taxonomy places the organism in Eukaryota, Fungi, Ascomycota, Dothideomycetes, Pleosporales. The annotation marks the transcript as partial. The transcript has 3 exons. Gene Ontology annotation, cellular component: SNARE complex; endomembrane system; plasma membrane. The record is from RefSeq and is a predicted model, not a curated record. Gene Ontology annotation, biological process: exocytosis; intracellular protein transport; vesicle fusion.
GUUUGGUCCCUCGCAAAGGUUCAUAAAAUCGUUGCCUACAAGCACAUGUACAACAAGCUGUGCCUCUUUCCUUUUAUUUCGCUUCCCGACGUCCCGUCAAUUCAUCAUCAAUCGCAUCUCCGAACCAACGUUGCGCAGCAUCCUCACCGCUCGCGAGAUCUCAUAAGCCAGUUCCGCGGCUUCCGAUAAGUACUGCCAUCCUUAAGGCCGCCCUCGCCCGCGAAGCUCCUCAAGCUUCAAAUAUCCCUCUCUGCGCAUUGAAUCGUUCCGGCAUAUUUCCAUUGUCGACUCACAUACCUCAAAAAAAGAAUAUACCCAUUACUUCAACCCCCGGUGGUCGAGGAUCUAAUUGCGAACGUCGAUUCGACAUCUCGGACCUCAGACGCGAAAUUGCCGAGCUUACCAUAACCGCGCCAUAUAUCGCAACACAAUGUCUUACAGCGGUUAUCAGUCGUACGGUGGCAACCCUUACGGGCAGUCGGGAGAAGAGCAGACAGGUCAGGCUGCAAAUCCUCAUGGAGGACAAGAACCCAAUCCAUAUGGAAGAGCGACUAGUGGAUACGGACAAACUGCUAGCCCUUAUGAGCGCGCCCAGAGUGGUUACGGAGCAUCGAAUCCAUAUGGUACACAGGAUCCCAAUGUGUUGGAGCCUCCCCCACCGCUUCAGCACGAAAAUUCGAACUACUCGCAGACCUCCCAAUACUCCAGCCCGAGCGCGCCACCUACCCAUCAAGGCGGCGCACCAUUGAGUAAACAGGAUUUUCUUGCGCGCAUUGAGGGAGCAAGGGGUCGCAUCAACUCAUUGAGUACCCACAUUCAGAAUAUCGCAAGCAUCCACCAGCGACUGGUGUCCUCUCCUGACACCAAUGCGUCAGCGCAGCUAGAGAGUCUGGUCACUAGCACUCAAAUACGCAAUACGGAGAUCAAAGACGAGAUCAAGUUCUUAGAGAGGGACGCAGCGCGAGAUCCUGGAAACACUUUGAAGAAGACUCAAGUGGAAUCUCUGAAGCGCUCUUUCAAGGACCAAUUGACUCAAUUCCAGAAUGAGGAAAGAGACUAUCGCGAACGAUAUAAGGAUGCCGUGGCUCGACAGUAUCGCAUUGUGAAUCCAGACGCUACAGAGGCGGAGGUGGAGGAGGCGAGAAACGCAGAUUGGGGCGAUGAAGGGAUCUUCCAGCAAGCUCUCAAGAGCAACCGCUCUGGACAGGCAACGAGCGUGCUAGGCGCAGUACGAGCCCGCCAUAAUGACAUCCAGCGCAUCGAGAAGACGAUGGUCGAGUUGUCUGUACUAUUCGAUCAGCUUGCUCAAGAGGUCGUGGUUCAGGAACAAGCGGUCGUGGACGUAGAGCGACAGGCAGAGGGGGUGAAGGAUGAUGUCGAGGGUGGCAACACGCAAUUAGACCAGGGUAUCAAGUCUGCUAGAAGAGCGCGGAAGUUGAAAUGGUGGACGCUCGCCGUUGUCGUUGCCAUCAUCGCCAUUCUCGCGCUGGUCCUUGGUAUCUACUUUGGAACUCAGAAAAAAUAGACAAAGAAGAUCGCGAAUCUUAGCAGAGGCGAGGUUCUACGAUCUGUUGGGGAUGCCUUUUGAGGAUAGAAGAGAGGCGGUAAUGGCAGGCGAGCAUAUGGAUGAGCACCGUAACCGGAACAGUGUUUCUUCACGACAUAUGCGACAAGACUGCAUAGGUGCAGAUCUGGUAAUACUUAUCUAAAAUGUGGUGGAGACGUUAAUACUGUAGGAAGUCCACGUACAUACAUAUAAUGACCUCAUGUUGUUCAAUUUCAU